Acaulospora morrowiae is the source of this 348-nucleotide messenger RNA. NCBI's taxonomy places the organism in Eukaryota, Fungi, Glomeromycota, Glomeromycetes, Diversisporales, Acaulosporaceae. The record is from the annotation of a GenBank genome assembly.
AUUAUAGUAAAAAAGUUCGAACAGAUAGCAUUAGAUAUCAUGGGUAUUGUUACAACAGUUACCGGUUGGGCAACCUUUGGCGUGGCUGUAAGAGUGCUUUCUAAUAGCAUUCAAGGGAGACCUUAUUUUGCUAAACCAGCGACGCACGCACUCACGGCAGUAUUCUUUACGGGAGUUGGAACUUAUCUCUAUUUUGCUAAUGAACGUUUAGAGGAGUUGAUCGAAAAAAGAAAAAAGAUUUUAUUGGCCAAUAGAAAACAUAGGAAAGAGUUGGAAGCUUUGAGAAUCGGUCGAGAUCACAUGUUUAUCCAUCUCGAGGUUAAAUGGUUCACGAGAUAUAUUCUUUAA